Molecule: messenger RNA, 496 nt
Organism: Bipolaris sorokiniana ND90Pr
Lineage: Eukaryota; Fungi; Ascomycota; Dothideomycetes; Pleosporales; Pleosporaceae
Exons: 1
Coding region: 90-449 (119 amino acids)
Source: RefSeq, a predicted model, not a curated record
AAAUGAUCACACUGUAUUACUCUGAAGUUUCAUCCUCCAUUCGCUUCUUUUUUUUCUUGGUCAUUGUUCUUUGAUACCUUUUCUGCCCCAUGUUCUUCUUUUUAUUUGAUAUCACCCAAAUUAUUAGUCUCACGACAUCUUCUUCUCCUUUCUUUUUUUCUUUCCUUUGCCUAAAUAGCUUUUGGUUUAAUAUACAUGCAUCUUCGAUUCUCUGCUCUUGUCUUUCCUUUUUAUUUUAUGCCACCCCCCUUUUUGCUAUAUCAGAUGGUACUUUGGUGCCUCUCUUCAUGAAUGAUGUUUACGAUUUCAUUUUACCUCAUCACACGGUUAGUAUGCCAUCUUUUUUUUAUCUUUAUUGUACGGCGUUGAGCGAUUCGGUUCUUCUUGGUUUGGGUUUAGAGGCGUUUAGUCGGGGGGUGACGGUCGCUAUCCUAGAUUGCAUUACGUAGCAUUUUAGCGAAAUUGCAUGUUUUUCUUCAAAAACAAGUCUUUGUUG